GGCGAUCCCGGCGGCGCGGGGCUCGGAAGCGGCCGGAGCUCGGGAUGGCGGCCGCUGAGGGGCGGGAGCCUUUGCUGCGGGCCGGAGAGGAGGAGCAGGAGCGGCAGCAGCAGCAGCAGGGCAGGUACGGGCUCCUCGGGCUGGACGGAAGGGGCUGCGGCAACAGGCGGCCGGCGCCGUUCCCGGCGCCCCGGAGCCGGCGGCUGUCCUCGGCGGCGCGGCCCUCCGUCCCGCGGGAUCGCGGCGAUGCGCGUCAGCGCUGCCGCCCGGUCCGGGUCGGGCCUCGAGCGACCGAACGGCCGUGAGGUUUCUCCCGGCAGUCCACCCCUGUGGCGUUCGCUUCACGGCGCCUUUGCUGUGAGGGCAGCGGCUGUCGUUAUUUUCUUUCGGUAGUAGUAAAACUAGACUUGCCGCAACGCUGAGCGUAGGCAGCGGUUGGUCAGAGGUUUUGGUUGGUUUGCUUUAGUCACAGCUCUGAGAGGCGCCUGGGGUUUUGUGGCUUCAUAGGUGGUUGUUGAAGCAUUUAUGUGAAAUCUGUGAUGCUCCAGACGCACAGAUUGCAUUGAGGUCUCCCUCGAUGAGGUUCUUCUCGUGCAACACUUUUGAAUGCGGUGGUACCCGGUGAGAUGUCGUGGAAACAGAGGAGCAUUACAAGAGCAGGUGGAGGUCUAUCUGGAUCAUGUAUCUGACUAUGUUUCUCAGUAGUGUAGGUUUCUCAAUUGUAAUUAUGUCUGUAUGGCCAUAUCUCCAAAAGAUUGAUCCUACAGCAGAUGCGAGUUUCUUGGGCUGGAUUAUAGCUUCAUACAGCAUUGGCCAAAUGGUUGCCUCUCCGCUCUUUGGUUUAUGGUCCAAUUACAGACCAAGGAGAGAACCUCUUGUCGUUUCAACUGCAAUUUCAGUAGCUGCUAAUUGUCUUUAUGCCUAUGUUCACUUACCUCAUUCACACAACAAAUACUACAUGCUUACUGCACGUGCUCUUGUGGGAUUUGGAGCAGGAAACGUGGCUGUGGUUCGGUCGUAUAUUGCAGGUGCCACUUCUCUUACAGAAAGAACAAGUGCCAUGGCCAAUACCAGUGCCUGCCAAGCAGUGGGCUUCAUAUUAGGACCAGUUUUUCAGACUUGUUUUACGCUGAUUGGAGAAGAAGGAAUAACAUGGAAAUCAAUUCAUCUUCAGCUGAACAUGUAUACGGCACCAGUUUUAUUUGGUGCUCUUUUAGGAAUUAUUAAUAUUAUUCUCACCUUUGCUAUAUUCAGAGAGCACCGAGUGGAUGACAUGGGACGGCAAUGCAACAGUAUCAAUUUUGAAAGAGAAGAAGGUGGUGUUCUGGAUCAGGAUGCAGAAGGAAACAUUGACCACGUUGCUGUUGUAGCAGUCAAUUUUCUCUUCUUUGUCAUCUUGUUUGUGUUUGCAGUCUUUGAAACCAUAGCCACUCCACUGACGAUGGAUAUGUAUUCCUGGACCAGGGAAAAAGCUGUUUUUUAUAAUGGAAUAAUCCUUAGUGCCAUUGGCGUUGAAUCUGUUAUUGUUUUCAUGGUGGUGAAAACGCUGUCUAAAAAGACAGGUGAACGUGCCAUACUCCAUGGAGGCUUACUGAUCAUCUUAAUUGGAUUCUUUAUCUUACUGCCUUGGGGGAAAAAACUACCAAAUAUCCAGUGGCAAGAGAUUAAGAAUAAUUCCGUUCCCCAAACAACUCCCAGUGAAAUGGUGAUGCCUUUCUGGAGUUUUCGAGCAAUGCAGCUUUCAUCCAACCACUCAGAACCUGCAGGCUGCCCUAUCACACAGUCAUGGUGCCUGAAUACUCCCAUGAUCUAUCUGGCUCAGUAUAUCAGCUCUGACAUACUAAUAGGACUGGGCUAUCCAGUUUGUAAUGUUAUGUCCUACACUUUAUACUCAAAAAUUCUAGGCCCCAAACCUCAGGGUGUCUACAUGGGAUGGUUAACUGCUUCUGGAAGUGGAGCACGCAUACUUGGACCGGUUUUUGUGAGCCAAAUAUACACUCAUUUGGGACCACGCUGGGCAUUUAGCUUAAUAUGUGGAGUGGUUGUACUCUCUCUGUUAGUCUUGGAGAUAGUAUACAAGAGACUUAUUGCAUUUUCUGUCAGACAUGGAAGGAUGCAAGAAGAGAGUUGUUAAAUACAUAAGCAAUGAGAAGAUAAAAAAUAAUUCAAAAAUAACAGUUCAUUGCUACUUUUUAACGUGGAGUGCCUAACCACUGACCUUGUUGGAUGUGUGAACUAUAGAUACGUACUUACGCAUUGGCAGGACACAUAAAUUGAUCAUAUCCUAACAUAUGGUUAUACCUGCUGCAGUAGAGAUUUUGUAGUCCACUUUUCCAGCAGCAGAGGACAGAUGUGAAUGAGUUGAAUCAAUAUAAUGGUAUAUUUAAAAUGCUCACAUGCACGUGUGCUCCGAGUGCAGCAGUGAAGGUCACAGGUUAAGAGUCUCUUUCAGGAAGAAGUAUAUCUUGAUUCUAUGAAUCAGGAUUAAUAACUCUUGUAACUAUAAGAUUAGUUGAGCUGCAAGCACUUUGUUCAGAAAAAUCACUACGUAAAUGAACCACUGGAUGCUAGUUUGCUAGCUUCUGAGCACUGGUUCAUAGAAAAUGUCUUACUUGGAACGCUAUGUUAGCAAUGCAAGGACUUGAAGCAUGACAGAAUCGUAGAGGAAAGCAGGUGCCUACUUCACAAAAAUAGUUUAGGUGGGAUUUAUCUACUUAAGUUGGUGAAGAGCCAUUGAAAAUCAAUCUUGGUGACUUACUUGAACUACAGUAAUUAGUGCACUUUUUUAGUACUGUUGUGUUGAAUGCCUUUUUAUAGCAAGGAGGCUAACCUGCAGAGGUUAAACUGCACAGAGCAAAGUAUGUAUAGCUUUUCCUAACCUUACUCUAAGAAGGAAUUACUAAACAUAAUAGUGUACACUUCCAUUGUCAGUAGCAAAGUUGAAUACUACCUGAGUGAUCAGUCUUAACUAAUGCUAAUUAAGUAAAAAGGAAGAAACUGAUGGUUCCCUAGCUGUUGACUAUUCCCUGUAGAUUAUUUUCUGAUAAUACAGUGUAAGAACUCGGUUUACCUUUGAAUAAAUUAUUUUUACUUUAUAAAGUGAAAUAUUUUUCCUUCAUAACAGGGCCUAAGUUAAUCUGUAUGUGCUCGUUUGGUGUUUCAGUCCUACGGGGGGAAAAUCCUGAAAUAGCUCCAGUAAAUACAAGUUGUAACUGCUGUUUAACAUGCCUACUAUUUGAUGCCUUCUGAAUAUAUUAAAUGUAAUAACGUAUUCUUAACUGUUAAAGCACUGAAUGACUACAGAAUUAAAAGAUUAUUUUUUCCAAUACCUACUCAAGUGAACACAGGUUUUUUCCUCACGCUUUCUUGCUGCAGAUUUCCAAAACAUUAUGAGCAAUGACUUUGCUAUGUUAGUGGUGAAAACAAACUUGAAGAAAAAUUUAGAGUUAUAUCAACCAAGAGUUCUUUGGACCUCAGAAACUAAAGGCUAGAAAGAGUUUUCAAGGAGGCUAGUAGCAAUUAGGAUUUUGCGUUCUACAACAAAGUUUGUGCUGACUGUUAGGACAAAGCAUGUAACAGUAGCAUUUUUAUUAUCUUCAAGGAUUAAGGAUAAAACCAGUAAAUAUUCAAAAUACUUUAUAUGCCUCAACAAUACACUGAUUGCAAGAUUUUAAAUGCUUUUGGCCACAAGAGUUGUAUUUUCACCACUUCUGCUGUUGUUUAAGCUACUGCAUGACUGCUACAGGUAUCAUUACAGGUACCGGGUAAUACAGGUAUUACCUUUUGAAUCUUGUGAACUAUUCUUGUUUUCUGGUCUACGCUGUAAUUUGACUGCACCUACCUCCCUGUCACGUUUCUUUAUAAAUUAGUUGAACCAUUUCCUAAACAUUUAUGCCAUUUCACUUCCUGGUGUUGAAGGAAGGCUCAAUACUUAGGCUUUCCUCAACUUUCGGUACACUCAGUUGGCACAUCCAAAGUGGGUUAUGCCUGAAGAUUUUCAGUGUGAGCGGUAUUACAAGUUUUUAAACACACAGUGCUGGCCCACACCUCAUCAAUGGUGAAUUGGUACUAUAAACAGCAGGCAUACUAUAAUUAAAUAAAGAUUAUAAAAGCUCUAACUAACUGCCUUGCAGCCUACUUGGUUUAUCAAAGAGCUGAAAGAAUGCUCACACUCUAUCCACGAGUGUUAAUAAUAUGAACAGGAAUAUCAGCACAUAAAAUGCUUUCAAACAGUUACUCAUAGUGCUGGUUCAGUUUGUUACUUGUUAUGAAUGACACUACUAUAAACAUGUAAGAGAAAAGUAUCUGAAGUUAAUAAAAAGUGAUGAUUAUAAAACAAAUUGAAUCAGCUCACUGCAGCAUGUGUUAUUUGCUUCCCUAUCAGAUUUCAUCUGUACGUAUUUCAGUUACCUGUUGCCGAGGGCUAGAAUACUAAAUAUACAAACCAUUGUGCAAAUGUUCAGUUCAGCAAGUGAGAAGCAGCUUUGUACAACCAUUUUAUAGUUAUUUGCCCUGAGCUUCACCCAUCCAUAUGCCAACAUAUGAUGCUCUAAAAUAACACAUCAGCUUCUGGUACAGUUGAACUUUACUACUUACGGGAAAAGGGUCUCAGUGAACUUGAAUAUGAAACAAAGAGAGCUGGACGGUUACCACUGCAUUUAUUUUUGGGGGGUAUAAAAUGCUUGGGAAUUCAAAAGCUGCUGCUACAAAAAUAAAAACAAAAAAGGUAUAAAACAUGUACAUAUUUACAUAUAUUACUUGUAAGAGGUAAAAAUACAAGUUAUUUACAAACACUUCAACAGCACAGAUAUGUUUUCCUUGAUUAUCAUCACUGAGUAAAGCAGUGGGGAAGAAAAAAAAUAGAGAUUAUUCCCAAAAACGUGAGGUCAUUUAGAACUCAUUUGCUCAAUGUUUUGCUUGAGCAAGUUUAUCCAUCAUUCUGAGGAAAAAUGUGCUUGUAAAGUAUCUUACAAAAAAACUGUAGAACAACCCUUCCCUUCCUAUUUUUUUUUUAAACCAGAAUUUGGAAGACUUUCUGGAUAAGCUUAAUAAAAUCAGUCACUUUCAUGUCA
Molecule: messenger RNA, 5072 nt
Organism: Gallus gallus (chicken)
Lineage: Eukaryota; Metazoa; Chordata; Aves; Galliformes; Phasianidae
Gene: MFSD8
Product: major facilitator superfamily domain containing 8
Exons: 12
Coding region: 680-2134 (484 amino acids)
Biological process (GO): transmembrane transport
Cellular component (GO): lysosomal membrane
Molecular function (GO): transmembrane transporter activity
Source: RefSeq, a predicted model, not a curated record